GUCAUGGGUAAUUUCAAGCGAUACGAGAUAGGUUGAAAUUUCGUAGCUUUCUUCGUUCAGUCGUGUUAGUUAGUUUUGAUGCUUGGGUAGUCUAACUGGAAAUACUCUUGUAUGUUUUGUGUUCCCGUGGAGGUGAUCAUCAAUUCGUCAAAUUCGAAUUUUAAUUCUUUUGGAAGCUGGGAAGUUUGUGGAUGAAUAAAAAUCGUAACUUUGAUGUGUGCAGCCUGAUUAUGUCAAAUCACAAGUGAUGAAUUUUCUGACGGAAGAGGAGAAACCUGACUUGAGAAAGUUGAUGUCCAAUGGAUUUGGAAACGGAAAACAGAAUAGCUGCAAUUCUUAUGAAAGAAGCAGCAGAGUUACGCCGACAAGCUGAGAAAGAAGGUGCACUUGCCUAUCUUAGCAAGCCCUCUGUUAGGACUCGGCCCAAUUCGAGGUUUCUCACUGCAACUGUUCUCGGGGUGCAACAAGCCAAUAAAGCUGUGGAAGUGAAUGAAAUGUGGCGACUGCGUCAGAAGGAGCUGGAGCUUGAUAAUCGAGUCAAAGGAAGAUCAAGAGAUGAGAGCAGCAGUAGGAGGUACCAUAAGGAUGCCAGUUCUUCGAGGAGCCCCAGCAAUAGGCAUGAUAUAGAUGACUACAGUGCUGACCCUUCAUGUUCUCAAAGUGAAAGAGCACAUGAAAGUCGACAUAAAAGAGGAGAUGAGGGUUUGGGUGAUGAAGAGAUUGAAGAGUUUUUGCACUCAAGGGUCAAGCGCGGCAGAGGUGCAAUAGGGUCAAGGAUGGAUGAAACAGGUCCUUACCUUCCGUCUUGCCCAGGUUCCAAGGAGUUGUCUCCAAGUCCCGAGUUUAGGGAAGCACGUGUAACGUAUGGCCCAGGGAAGCCACAUUCACUUAUGGCUACUGGAUCACCCAAAGAGGACGUUCAUAAAGACAGGCAUAAGAAGGCGAAGAAGGUCCACUCUAGCUCGAGCAGAAAGCACUCCAGUAAGCACAGAUCUGAAGGUAAGUCUAGCAAAAAAAAGAAACAGAGGAACAAUCAUAGGAAGUAGUUUGGAGAUGUAGCAGCUGAUGUGAUUAUUUAAUGCGAUUUCCGGUACUAUUUUUGGUAUGGGAUGGGAUUAAACCACGGUAAUGAGAGUAUGUAUCUAUUGGAACACUUUGCAACGGUGCACCGAGAUGGCGUGAAGGAUGCUUGUUCGCCGUCCUUCUAGUUCUUUUCAGAUGAUCUCUUUUGAUCAGAUUUCGUGCUCGAAUCUUGUUAA
This is a messenger RNA of Rhodamnia argentea, 1259 nucleotides long. RefSeq lists its product as uncharacterized. The record is from RefSeq and is a predicted model, not a curated record. Bases 300 to 1046 code for a protein of 248 amino acids. NCBI's taxonomy places the organism in Eukaryota, Viridiplantae, Streptophyta, Magnoliopsida, Myrtales, Myrtaceae. The transcript has 4 exons.